AUGACUUCCAAAUUAGCGGAAACAAUGAAACAGGAUGGAGCCUUGGCUGUUGUUCAGUUAUCACAUGGCGGACGUCAAACACAAGAAGCAGUAAAUUUACAUCCGUUCUCAUGUUCGGAUCUCGGAAUUAAAUCUAAGACAGUUCCUCUAAGAUUUGGAACACCGAUCGCGCUAAGCGAAGCACAGGUCAAGACAGAGGUUGUCGACCGUUUUGUGUAUGCCGCCAAAUUCGCUCACGAUCAU
Ostertagia ostertagi is the source of this 243-nucleotide messenger RNA. The record is from the annotation of a GenBank genome assembly. NCBI's taxonomy places the organism in Eukaryota, Metazoa, Nematoda, Chromadorea, Rhabditida, Trichostrongylidae.